AGUAUCCUGUCAAAACCUUGUCGCUCUUAUCAGCCCUCCCACAAUCUAUCUCCACAUUACAGAGAGAACAUGAAUCUCUACAUUUCCUGCCUGUGUUGCGUGUUUUUGUGUUCCUUACCCCCGGGGAAUGGGGUUGGGCAGUUUUCACUGCCCCCUUUGCCCCAACAGCCAUCGUUUAAGGCUGCCGGAAUCACAUAUGAUGACGGGGGCAUGGCGCCUUUGUUUGACUUCGCCCGAAGUUUCAUCGACACAUGUCUGUCAGCUGGAUUUCCUACCCAACUCGUUGACGACAUGGUGAAUGGAGACCUCGUACUUGACGGGGAUAUGAUCAAGAAGAUCCUUCUUGACUACAUUGGGUACGCCAUUGCAGUGGUUCUGGGUUUCCUCUUCGUGCUCCUUUUCCCUCUUAUUGGUUGCUGUUUCUGCUGCUGUCGUAACUGCUGCAGAGCCUGCUGUGACCGCCCGAAGACCGUCGAUCCGAAGGCGUCCUGUAAAGUAAAGGUGUACGGGAGCAUCUUCUUCGUGAUGGUCACAUUCACAAUUGCAGGUAAUGCGUGUGUGUACGUAUCAAAUGAUCGAAUAACGACCGCCCUGGACAAGGUUACUGGAACGGUGGACGACAACCUGGACGAUUUCGACUUGUUUCUUAAAUCAGCAGAGAAACAAAUCGAUCAAAUAGGAGCAAACUUCAAUGCAACCACUACUGAAAUAGACAAGCAAUUGGACUCAACAGCUUUCAGUCAAACGUUGUCCGAGUACGCUGUGUCAAGUCUGACGGGAGGAGCUGUGCAACGUCUUCAGGACAGUGCCGAAUCAGCAAAGGCCAACAUAGAUGAUAUAAACACAGAACUUACUAAUCAAAAUUUUAUUGCUGCUAUAAAUAUGAUGCAAGCAAUGCCUGGUGUUACGGGGAUUGCAGUACCCACGAUAACCUUACCAACUGUGGACACCACUAUUCUGACUGAUAUAACCAGUGAUCUGAAGAACAGCGUAAAUGGUGCUACUACGGGCAUUCAAACACAGCUUGAUGACGCCAAGAAACAGGUUUCAGACAUGUCCACUCAAGUCAAUAGUGUCGUAAAUGGGAUGAAGGACACCGUUGAAAACGUUAGAAACUCCAACUUGGAUAGCAUCAAAGAUACGGUCGGCGACACCGUGGAUACCAUCAAACCGUUUGACCAUUACAGAUGGAUUGCUGGAGUAGUCAUCGGCGGAAUCAUCUCUUUGAUUGUUGGACUACAGUUUUUUGGGUUGGGAUUGGGUGUAUGUGGCAGCUGCGGCUCCCCUCCAGAGGAUUCCAAAGGCUGUAUGUCCAACUCUGGCGGAAGAAUGAUUAUUGCAUCGAUCAUCUUUAUCUUCCUGUUUGCGUGGCUCUUGAUGUUGUUGACAACACUGCUGUUCGCUGUGGGAGCACUGACUGAGAAGUUCAUGUGUCAACCCUUGAAGGACCCACAACUCACGGAUAUUGAAUCGAUUAUGAAGGACUUUGUUGAUAUCAAAACAAUGCUGAAGUACAAUCGGGAACCACCCAGCCUGGGAACAAUACUUAGUUCUUGCAAACAAAACCAGGCGAUCUAUAGCGCUCUACAAAUGGACAAAAUGGGAAACCUCGUGGAUUUCCCGGCACUAGAAGCACAAAUAAAACAGGCUAAACUGGAUAUGAAGACCCAACUAGACAAUGUAACAACUCAGCUGUCGGGGGGAUCAUUCGGUGGAGUUAACUUGAAUCCAUCAAGUGUCACAACCAAGCUUGAUCAAACAAAAACUGUCAUUGAACAGCUAGAUGUAGAUGGCAUCGAAUUAAAGAUAACUGGUCUGAAAAAUAAAGUGGACACUUUGGCCUCGCUCCCAGUCCUGACUAGCACUCAAAAACAACAAAUGACCGCCCUCACUGCGUCACUGAAUACUAUUCAACAGAAGUUAGUUCCUCUUAGGAGCCUGAAAACCUCUAUUGGUCCGUUGGUCACUGACGUUAAGUACCAAUUAGGGCAGGCGACGACACAGAUCAAUACAGGUGGAAUAAUGACCGGGCUGUCGGAAAAAUUCAUCAACAACACAUUCGAUAUUGUGGAUCUCUUCUAUUCAAGCACAAAAAAUGCGAUAUACCACGACCUUGGGAAAUGUGGUCCAGUUUGGAACUUGUACAACUCUAUCGUGAUUGUGUCUGUGUGUCAGUACACUGUAGACGGACUGAACGGGUUUUGGUUUUCUUUGGGUUGGUGUAUUUUCUUCCUGCUCCCAAGCAUUGUGUUUGGUAUCAAGCUCUCCAAUCUGUUCCGGGAUAUACCCACUGGAUUGAAAGAACCGAGGUGGAACGACAGGAACAAAGUUCGCCCCCAAGAUGCCUUAGGAUUCUGACUAAGGCACUUCAACGACCUGCUAACAUCCAAGAAUAUGAGUUAAAUGCAAUUUAAACCAUUUUUUUUAUCACAAAUAAUGAACCGUGUGUUGUCAUUCAUUCUUGGCAAUUAUCAUAAAAUAAACUAAUGGCUUUAGUGCCAUAAGUAUUUGUUGAAUCCGUCCAGAAAUGAAAUGUUUGUCAGCCAAGAAAAUAUCAGGUUCCCAAUUAGCAAUCCUCCGUCCAAAGGGUUUAUCAGUUUGAGUAUAAAGUGUGUACAUAUCAUUACUGAUAUAUUUUAAACUAUAGACUUUUUAUUUUAUACCAGAAUACCUAUUUUAAAUACAUAUUCGAUAACGAAUUGUAGUAGUGCUGUUAUCAUAUGUUUUUUUGUUUGUUAAAGAAAUUGAUCAUAAAUGAAAAUAUAGAUUUAUAUAAUUAAAAAAUGCGAUUUUUAUUUUGUUAAUAUUUGCAUCUUAUCUAUAUCGCUUGCAAGUUUCUACGAAAUGCAGUCAAUCGAUGUCAGUAAGUUUGUUCGUCAACGUUAAAUGUCUGAGGUAUAAGAUGGACUUUCCGAGAAUGAAAUCGUACUUAGCUAGGAUAUUAUCGGCCGUAAAAUAUUAACAUGAGCGCAUGGCGCAUGCAUGACUUCAAACAUGGACAAUCAUUUGUCAUACUAAGGCUGAAGGAAUUCAGCCAAAAAUAUUUAGUGUUUGUUGCUUUUAAAGCAACUUCAUUCUGAUAAUAUGCAUAAAUUCUCUACUUAAAAAGUGUAUGAAAAUGCAUUUAUGACAGAGGAUUACUUACAAAGAUUUCAGUAUGGUCAACUGUUAGAUUGAGUUCCUUUUUUAUUCUGAAUUUCGUAUGAAACAUCCAAAGAAUGCGUUUAUUUUUGUUUUAAUGUAUUUGUAGCCUGAUUUAUAUUAAUCAAUACGUUAUAAAUUGUCAUUCUGAUAUAAUUUUGUUUUAGUGCUACGUCUUGUGAAUUUCUCCCUAUGAGAUGCGAAUUUUCUCAAACCUAAACAAAAGUAUAUAACUUUUAUAAUAAUUAUAUAAUUUAUAAAUUUUUAAACUUAAGAUAAUAAAACGUGUGCUUUGCCCUAAUAAUGGCCGCCUACUGGCAUAGGUAUUAAUAAAAACUUCCAGAAAUGAAAUGAUAGUCCCUUCAAAAACUAUCGAUUUUUCUUGUUUCAUAAAUUUCCGUCAAGAGAGUCAUCAUUUCGGUGUGGAUGUAUUGUUUUGGUAACAAAGUAACCAAUACAUUUUCAGCUUUAUAUAUAUUCAUAUUUUUAAAUAUUUUUUUAUUUUAUACAUAAAUGUUUGUUUUUAUAAAUAGUAAAAUUAUUGAUUGAAGGCGUGCAUUUUCUUAAAGUGUUAAAGAUUUUUGUUUUACAAAUCAAUAAUUUUAUAAUUAUAUAUAUAUAUAUGCGAUGCAGCUACUAGCUUUAUAUAUUUUGGAAUAUAUUUCCUUCAUCGUCCAUUUUUGAUGUUUAAGAGUUUCUAUGAAAUGCAGUAUCAAUCGACAUUAGUAAGUGUUUCAAUAGAAUUUAGUGUUAUUGGGAAGAUAUGUUAAAAAACAAAAUAUGGAAUCUCGUUCGAAAGCAAUCUAGCAAUUUUAUGCUGGAAAUAGGACAUACUAAUAUACUAUUUUAGCAACAUAGUGAUAAUGUUGUACUUCAACCAAUAUCGAAAUGUAUACGAUAAGAAAUAAUAUAAUUAUAUUACGUUCUGUCAAUAUUUAAGAGCUUUCUUACAUAAUAACUGUUGAACAAAUUAUGGUAAAUUUAAUUGUGAUAGGUUUAAAUUUAUUUCAUAUAGACAAGACUUAUUUACUUAUCUUUUCAUACCUUUUUUUUCUUUUUUUUCUUAAAGGUAAGUCAAAAGUAGGCAUUUAUAUAAAAUAAUAACGAUGCAUUUUUGACAGGACUAUUACUUUCAAAUAUCAAUAUUCUGACACUUGUAUUUUACUUGUCACACAUGCUAAACGUUUGAUUGGAAUUUUCUUUUAAGCAUUUAUUUUGUAUGAAAUCUGUAAAGAAAGGUUUGUGUCAGUUUUUAAUUAUUGUUUUAUUGUCCAUAUCAAUUUGGUUAUAAUCUAUGCAUUUUACAUUAUCAUUCUGGAGUAGUUUUGUGACAAUGUUACUCCUCUCUUGUACAUCUUCAACCUAAUCAGAUAUACAUAUACAUUGUUUUGCUUGGUGUGUCGAAUGCUUGCUUGAUAACUUUUAGAUAUAAACACGUUUUGGAACUAUAGAUAAUAAAAUCUGCAACGAGCUUAUGCUGGUAAUUGUGUUUUAUUAAUACUGCCAAUAGCCAUAUUUUAAAAGAACUCAAUAUUGCAAAAUAUACCUAAUGUUUUAUCCUCGAUUUCUUGAAUUAGCGAUGGAGAGGCUGCUAUUU
Molecule: messenger RNA, 4738 nt
Organism: Mizuhopecten yessoensis (Yesso scallop)
Lineage: Eukaryota; Metazoa; Mollusca; Bivalvia; Pectinida; Pectinidae
Product: prominin-1-A-like
Exons: 25
Coding region: 70-2358 (762 amino acids)
Cellular component (GO): membrane
Source: RefSeq, a predicted model, not a curated record